AUGUUGAGGAGGUUGGGAUUUGAUGAGCUAGUGGUUAAGCUGAUAAUGCAAUGUGUUAGUUUUAUCUCCUACACUAUCAGAUCUGGGGGUCAUGAAAUUGGGCCUAUCAUUCCUACACGAGGUUUAAGACAGGGUGAUCCUCUUUCACCUUAUCUGUUUCUUCUGUGUGUAGAAGGAUUCUCAACAUUGAUAAGAUACUAUGAACGGUUGGGGAAGAUUCUGGGUUGUAAAGUUUCUAGAAAGGCUCCUGUGUUAUCACACAUGUUCUUUGAUGAUGAUUGUUAUGUGUUUCGUAAAGCAUCUGAGGAUAGCGCUACAAAUAUGAUUGAGUUGUUCGAAUUUUCCAAAAGGCUUCAGGACAACAAGUUAAUUUGCAGAAGAUGGAGACUUUUUAGUCAUUUGGACUCUCUCGUCAGUAAGCUUUUUAAAGCUAGGUACUACCGCAAUGGUACAAUUUUAAAUGCAGAGUUAGGUAGCAAUCCAAGUUUUGUCUGGCGUAGCAUUUAUGAAACUCAAGGGAUUGUUCGAAAAGGGGCCAGGUGUAGAGUUAGUGAUGGUUCUCGGAUUAAUGUCUUGUUGGAUCCGUGGCUCUUAGAUGAUGAUAAUCCAAGGGUAACUUUUAUUAAUCCUGCUCUUGUUGAUCAGAAUGUUAAAGCGCUUAUGGAAACUGAUUCACUGGCUUGGGAUAUUGACUUGGUGCAUGAUUUGUUUACUGAAAGGGAUGCUAAUUUGAUUCUUAGCAUUUCCUUGUCUUCAAGUCGUUUAUGUGAUGCUUGGUAUUGGAGUUGGGAAAGCUCGGGCUAUUUUUCAGUCAAAUCAGUUUAUAAGUUCUUACUCCGCUCUAGACAUGUGCCGGUUGAUGCCGUUUUCCCUGUGUGCAAAGAAACUGAUGAAACAAUCUACCAUAGCCUGGUGGAUUGCUCUUUUGCCAAGGCAUGUUGGCAACAGUUGGUUGCUGGUGUUAAUUUGACAGUAGUUGGUUCUUUUGCCAACUGGUUUGCUUCGGUCCUACAACAGGUAGAUGAGGAAAAACGAAGGCUAGUUGCAAUGACGUGUAGGGCGAUAUGGAGGCAUCGUAAUGAAUUAGUUUGGUCUAAGAAAAUUCCCACGGUUGAGAGCGUUGUUCAUUUAGCUAAAGUCCUCCUCACAGAUUGGACUCGAGCUCAAGAUACAACUAUGAUUCCCACUGGUGCUUUCCUUACAGAUGUAGAUGAUAAUGGAACUUAUAGCUUCGCGGGGGUAAUUAGAGACGAAACUAGUGCGUUGGUGGAGGCGUUUAGCUGCUGUCGUUCAGGAGUGCUGUACCCCGAAAUGGUAGAAACCUUAGGUGUUAAGGAGGCGCUGAGUUGGAUUAAGGCAAAGGAUUGGAAGGAGGUUGUCACUGAAACUAAUAGUCUUAUAGUGGUGCAAGCGUUACGUAGUUCUCUUCCUAUGGUUUCAUACUUUGGAAGUGUUAUUUCUGAUUGUAAGAUGAUGUUAAAAUGA
Messenger RNA from Cannabis sativa, 1485 nucleotides. RefSeq lists its product as uncharacterized. The transcript has 4 exons. Lineage: Eukaryota; Viridiplantae; Streptophyta; Magnoliopsida; Rosales; Cannabaceae. The record is from RefSeq and is a predicted model, not a curated record. Bases 1 to 1485 code for a protein of 494 amino acids.